Magnolia sinica is the source of this 1251-nucleotide messenger RNA. RefSeq names its product putative disease resistance protein RGA3. NCBI's taxonomy places the organism in Eukaryota, Viridiplantae, Streptophyta, Magnoliopsida, Magnoliales, Magnoliaceae. The record is from RefSeq and is a predicted model, not a curated record. Gene Ontology annotation, molecular function: protein binding. The transcript has 2 exons. The coding region runs from base 1 to 1251 and encodes 416 amino acids.
AUGGCGAAUGGUUUCAUUCCAUCCAGAGGAAGAAUGGAUCUGGAGGAUAUCGGGCAUGAGGUGUUUGUUGAAUUGCUCUCAAGGUCUCUCUUUGAAACCACGGAGAAAGAUGAAGAUGGCUACAUAAGGAAGUGCAAAUUGCAUGACGCUGCAUAUGAUCUUGCACGAUCGGUCAUGGGAGCUGAAUGUAUGAAAGCAGAGGCUGAGGAAGCACCCAAUUUUUCUCCGGAGAGGAUCCGUCAUUUAUCUUCUUCUGAUGUAACUUCAGCAGCAAAAGCUCUCGAGUCCUUGCACAAAGCUCAAAAAAUGCGCUCGUUCCUCUUGAUAUCGAAUUACGAUGAGAACACAAGUCAUUAUAGAAGGUUGCUGUUUCCUCAUUACAUCUCUGAGUUCAGAUUCUUGCGCGUGUUGGAUCUGAGACACACUGACAUUAAGAUUUUGCAAAUUCCAAUGGACAAUUUGAAACAUUUACGGUACCUGGAUCUAUCUUAUUCUUACAUUGAAGCAUUGCCCGAAUCCAUUAGCAGCCUCCAAAACUUGCAGACAUUGAAAUUAAGAGGUUGUGUGUUGCUUCGGGAGUUACCCAAGAACAUGAAGAACAUGAGGAGUACUAAGUAUAACAAAAGUGGAAAUUCGACUAACGCCAAAGAAGCGAAUUUGAUUGCCAAGCAGAAUCUCCACUCGUUAGAAGUAUCUUGGUGGGAGAAUAAUAAUGUUACCAUGAGAGGAAAUGAUGAGAAGGUUCUAGAAGGCCUCGAACCCCACCCAAAUCUGAAAAGAUUGGAUAUAAGCUAUUACAGCAGAAUCAAAUUUCCACAUUGGAUGAUGGACUCAGCGCUCAUGAACUUGGAGAAGAUUUCACUAAUCAUGUGUAAACAAUGUGAGAUUCUCCCACCAUUUGGACAACUACCUUUCCUCAAGGUACUUGUAAUAGCUCACAUGAAUGGUGUGAAGUGCAUUGGUGCUGGCUCGUCGAAAGCAUUCCCUUCGUUGAAGGAACUCACUUUGAAAGGGAUGGCCAAUUUGGAGGAAUGGUCAGGAUUCGAGGGAAGAGAAGCAUUCCCAAGCCUUCGCAAAUUGACCAUCGACGGAUGUCCUAAGUUGUCUACCUUGCCAUGGCUUCCAUCUCUUGAAGAAUUAGUUAUAAGAGAUAGCAAUGGGAAUGUAUUAAGGUCUGUGAUGAACCUCACCUCACUUUCCUCUCUUUGCUUGGAUGUAUUUCCAGAGACUGUCACAUGGUGUACAUGUUAG